AUGGGCGAUCCCGAAGCGGAGCGCGGGCGCCUGGAGCGUAUCCGCGCUGCGAAGCGUGCGCUGCGCAAGUUCCAGCAGCGCCGCGAGCAGGAGCAGAGCAAGCGCGCGUCGCGGACGCUGCGUGCCUCGGUCGUGCUCCAAGGUGCGGACGUGCCGACGCUCCUCACGCAGUCGUACACUGCGACCAACAAUCCAUCCUCGUCUGCACGCGAGUCGGCGCACCGUGCGACUGAGUCGUCGCGCCGGCGCCACUCGCGUACGCAGUCGAUCCUCUCGGAGGCCUCGGACAAGCGCAGCUCGCGCCAGCGCUUCUCGAUGAGCGGCCCGGCGAGCAAUAGCGCGCGGCGCAGCGUGCACGUACGGAAUCCGUCAGUCGCGCUCCCGGCGCAGCUCCCGCCGCCGACCGGGCGCCGGCCGAUGAGCGUUGUUUUUUCGCACCAGCCGCGGGCGUCGAUCGCAGGCGUGCCGGUCGAACAGAACACCACGCCGCAGACGACGCCGCGGCUGAACAGCUCGCCGCGUCUCGGCGAUGCACACCGGAGAUCGCGGCACUCGCGCCAGUUUAGCGUCUCGACGCGCCGCGAGAGCUUUGAGAUCAUGAGCGGACGGGCGCUGCCGUCGGCGAUCGAUACCAUGCUUCAUUCGACGCAGCAUCAGCGGCAGUCGCGCGCAGGCCGCGCGUCCGUCCGCUUCUCUGCCCUGGAGGCCGCGAGCGUGCUCUUUGGCAAUCCCCAAAAGCCCCUGCCGCCCGUGCCGCAAGAAUGGCGCGCAGGGCUCUGGGCAAACGACGACGAGGACGGCGAGGACCGCGUGAGUGCCCUCGACAAGCUCGAAGGGCGCAGCGGCGGCCAGCGCGCAGACACCGAGCGUGCGCCCCGCGCCUCGACGCCGAGCUGGCUCGGCGAGCCACUCCAAGGCGCACCGCCGCCGCCGCCGCGCAAAGAGUCGCCGCCCGCGGACCUCGACACGCUCGUCGAGGAGGACGAGGAGGAGAGCCAGGCGAGCCUGCGCCGCAAGGAGCGCCGCGACGCGACGCCGACCAAGCCGGACACGUCUGCCGAAAAAGAGGCGGACACGAGCCGCUCGCUGCGUCCGCUGCGCCUCUCGACGAUGAAUGCGAGCGGCACGCCGCUGCUCGGCGGCCGCAGCAUGUCGGCGACCAAGGCGCAGCGCCGCGUGUCGAAUAUCAUGUACAAACCGCCUACGGACGCGGACGAGCGGCCGCUGCGCCAUCAGGCGCCGUCGUCGCGCAGCGCACAGUCGUCCAACACCUCGUGGCCGAUGACGGACGCUGCAGGCAGCGUCCUCUUUUCGCCCAAGUCGAUCGCCUCCGACUCGCCCGGCGCGACGAGCGUCGACUCGGCGGACCACACGCCGCGGCGCAAGCCGCCGCCGGCCGACCGCCAGCGCGAGGUGAUGGCGCUCCAGCGCGAGGUCGAAGAGGUGCGGCAGGUGAUGGGCGCGCAGGUCGCGCAGGUCGCCCAAGCACGCGACGCGGCCGAGGCGCGCGCCGCGGCGCUCGACGCGGAGAUGCGCACGCUGCGCGAGCGCGUCGAGGAGAUCGAGGGCGAGCGCGACAUGCACAAGGAAGACGUCGACGGGUGGCGCACGCGGUGCUCGGAUCUGGAGCAGACGAUCCAGUCGCAGCAGCUGCGCUUCAAGCAGGAGCAGACGUGGCGGCACGCGGCGACCAAGCGCAUGCAGGCCUUGUCGAACCGCCUCAAGAGCCAUGAAAGCUCGUUUGACUCCAACUCGUCGGGCUCGCAGCUCGUCUCGCUCUCGAGCAUGUCGAGCAUGUCCCCGCUCUCGUUCGACCGCACGCUCGACCCGAUCGCCGACCUGCCCGAGCUGCCCCAGAUGCCGUCGGACGACGAGCUGGGCGGGUGGUCGAUGCAGAUCGCGCGCCAGCUGUCGAAGCACGCGCCGGACAUGACGCACGACGGCCCGUCGCCGGAAACCGUGCGCGUGCUCUCGGAUAUGCGCCAGCAGAUCAUCACGCUCUACUCGGAGCUCAAGCUCGAGCAGUCGAACCACGAGCUCACUCGGACGCAGCUCCGCGAGCUCAAGAUGGCGCAGGCCGUCGACGCGGACGUGUUCCUCGGCCAGAACGAGGCGGCGACCUUUACCCCCGCCGACGCGCAGCACGGGUACGCGGGCGAGACGCCGGCGCUCUCGACGCCGCGCUCGCGCUCAGCGUCGGCGCGCCGCAAGCGCCAGGCGUUCCUGCCCGACGGGCCCGCUCCCGCGUUCCUCGAGGAGCUGAGCAAGACCGAUGCUCCGGACACGAGCGGCUCCCAGACGCGCUCGGAGGAUACCAGCGGGGACCGACCGACAGAAAACCGUCUGCACGAGCGCCCGCCGACGGACGCCGAGACGACUGCCGACGUUCUUUUCGCCGACGACCUCAAGCGCCACUCGCUCGUGGGCCUCGGCCUCUCGUCCCCGCCCAAGGACCAGACGAGCUUUGAGACGGUGGCGCGCACCGAGCCGGCCUGGCCGGAAACGAGCCAGGACACCUCGUGGCUCGAAGAGGCGUGGCCCUCGGCGCCGGACACGUCUGCGUCCGACGUCUCGGCCGGCAUCGAGAGCAUUGGUGCGCUCGAGCAGGCCUUUUCCGAGGCAAGACUUGGGCCAAAGGGCGACGACGCGUCGAGCGAUGUGCCGUACAUGGCCGAGGCCAGCGAACCCGAGUCGCAGGCGCCUACGUCGUCUACCGAUGCGCCCGGAACGCCGCACGAAGCUGCGCCGGGCGCCGAGUCGCUCGCUCCUGCGACGCCUCUUGCGGGCCCAGCACCGAGCGAUGCGACGGAAGCGACGCCCAAGGCCGCGGACGCCCCGUCGUUCGCGCCGCGGUCCUCGACGACGCCCCCCUCGCCCGAUCUCGAGGCCGGCGACGAGAGCGCGUGGGUCAGCGACGAGGAGCCCGACACGCCCGGCUAUAUCCGCCCCGAGUUUAUCCCCGAGUGGAGCUUUGACCAAGCGAUGUUUGAGGCGGCGCAGGACGUACGCGUGUACGAGCUGUCUGGGCGCAAGCCGCGCACCAAGCAGUCGCGGCGUGGCGCGGCGCGCGUCAACCCUGCGCCGGUCGAGGACUUCUUUGGGAUCCUAAGUGCGGACGGCGAGCUGGAGCCUGCGCUGCCUCUGCCGAACUAUGCGCUCGAGAUGCCCCCGGUCGACGUGAGCAAGCUGAGUGCGCCGCCGUCGCCCGCCUCGCGCACGGCGACGGUGCGCAAGUCUGCCGCGUCGCUCGGCCUCGGGCGCCCGUCGGUCGUCGGGCGCAGCGCGUACGUCGACGACGCGGUGCGCGCGCCGGCGCCUGCCUCGAUCACGGUCCCGAUGCUCGACUCGUUCCCUACGUACGAGGCGCCCAACACCUCGAACGAGGAGUCGAGCACGAGCCAGUUCCUCACCCAAAUGUUCAGCUCGCUCAAGUCGCCGUGGCACCCCAGCAACCGGCCGAUGGACGACUGCGAGACACACGACACCUCGGAGCCCGAGCUCUACCCCGCGAUGUCCUCGCCAAAGCAAGAGACGCCGCCGUCGACGAGCCCCGUGUGGCCGACGACGCCGACAUUUGGCACGGCCGACCGCCUCGCGCCGUCGAUCCCUGCGCCGAGCACGCCGGUGCCGCGCAGCCCCGACGCGCGUGCGCCGUCGCCGAGCAGCAUCGGCAAGCGCUACAUCAAGGCAAACGCCCAGACACGCAUCCCUGUCCCCACGCCUGUCUGGCGCCUGAAUUUCACACCUACCACGGCGACGCCCAUGGCGCGCCCCCCGUUUACGAUAUGA
Molecule: messenger RNA, 3789 nt
Organism: Malassezia japonica
Lineage: Eukaryota; Fungi; Basidiomycota; Malasseziomycetes; Malasseziales; Malasseziaceae
Exons: 1
Coding region: 1-3789 (1262 amino acids)
Source: RefSeq, a predicted model, not a curated record